GUGAGGCAGGCCCAGGCCCGGGCUGAGGGGAAGGCGGAGGCGCCGCCGCCAUGGAGCUGGGGCAGGUGCCGCUGGUCUUCUCCCGCCUGCCCAUGUACCCCUUCUUCGACGCGGCCCAUUACCUGGCCUCCGUCAUGGCGCUGAAGGAGCAGCAGGGAGCAGUGGAAGUGUCACGCCAGAGUCCAAUUGCAUGUUGGUUUAGUGCUAUGCUUUACUGCUUUGGUGGGUCUAUUCUGUCUUCCUUGAUGCUUGCAGAGCCUCCUGUAGGGUUCCUUGCAAACAGCACUAAUAUCUUCCUGGCGUCUUCAAUCUGGUAUCUUGUAUUUUUUUGUCCACAUGACAUAAUCUACCGAUGCUUUUCCUUUCUGCCUCUUCGACUGAUGAUUGCAGGAAUGAAAGAAGUGACUAGGACUUGGAAAAUAACAGCUGGAGUUGCACAUGCAAACAGCCACUACAAAAAUGCCUGGCUUAUCAUGGUAGCUGUUGGUUGGGCCAGAGGAGCUGGUGGUGGCUUAAUCUCUAACUUUGAGCAGUUGGUGAGAGGUGUUUGGAAACCUGAAAGCAAUGAACUUCUGAAGAUGUCCUACCCCGUGAAAGUGACUCUGGUAGGUGCAGUACUCUUCACAUUGCAGCAUGCCCAGAACCUGCCGAUAGCAAGACACAACCUAAUGUUCUUUUAUACCACCUUUCUAGUGGUCACAAAGGUAACCAUGAUGUUGACACAAUCUGCAGUUCCUCCAUUUGCUCCUUUCGAGUCUGUGCUGGGCUGUAUGCUCUUUGGUUGGCAACAAACUCCAUCCAAAGUAAAGGCUGAAUAAAAUGGAUACUUAUACACAGUAGCAUAUUCCAAGGUAUGAAAAGCUCCUGAAGUCUUGUUCAAAUGAGCAAUGGAGUUAGAGUAAAAUUUUACCAAACAUUCACAUUAUGUGAAUAAAAAAUUACCACUGUAAAUAGUUUGCACUGCAAAACUGUGGAAAUGUGCCAAAACUAAGGCCUUUGUUCCCUAGAAAAAUAUCUGAAUUACUACUAUAAUUCAUGUUGCACUGAUCUUGAUUCUGCUUAGUCACAAACUGGAAAAUGUUUUUCAUUUUCUACUUUCCAGAAUAAGACUAAAUUCUCUUGCAUUUUUUAAAAAAAAUAUUAUAGUUAGUACUGAAAAUUUUCUAUUUGCUAACAUUUAUCUAGCUAACCCACUUUGAUACUGUCAGCUGAAAACUUUUGAUUUAUAUGUUUGCUGUUCUGUACGCAGUAUAUCAGAUAGUAACGUAAUAUUACUGUUAUUAAAUUGCUAAUGUGCAUUUGUAUUGAAGCAUAUGGUUUUUAGCGUUUCUUCCAUUUUCAUUUUGCUGUGACUGGAUGUGUUCUAGCAUGGCAUCUUAUCCCAAAUAUCUAAUAUCAUCUUCUCCUGCUUUCUAAGGUAGACCGUCAUUGUGAAAGGAACUCAGAAUUACAUGUUGCAAGUAAUAUCCAUUUUUCGAACCCAAAAUGUUUAUCACCUUAACCUUCUCCCUGAUUGUAGGAUAAAUACAUGUUUUUUACUUCCUGCACACUCACCUUUUCUGCACUAGUGUUUUUAUUAAAAUCUCCCAUCAUUUUGCUACUACCAGUUAAGCUGCGCCAAUGGCAAUAGCACUGGUGCAAAAACUGUGUUCAUACCUCUGUCAUUUAACCCUGUUUAGAUUAGGGUCAUACGAUGUGGUAAUAAAAAUACUUGUGCCCUGUCUGUUCCACCACUUAUCCUGGUACUAGCAUACUGGUGGAGCAGUUACUUGCUGGUCGUAAUGAGUAGGAGUACUUCUAGUGUAAGAUGCACUGGAAUUGUCCAUCAGCUUUUGCUGAAAUGCCUCUUCUGUUCCUUGCGUACGUUGCACACCAGUUUGGUAACUCAUUUGUAGCAGCUAUUGCCUUAGUGAAAGUCUCUCAGUUUUAGAAGAUGUAAUUAGUGUUUCAGAGAUGCCACUCACAAAAUGCAACAUCUUUCAUUUGGCCUGUCAUUCAUUUUGUCAUCAAAACUAUUUUCUUCUGUGUUUCUUCCGUCAACACCAGUCUGCACAAGCCUAACUUUUGUCUAACAGUGAGCACUUUUGAAGCAUUUCUGUAGCUAAAUUAAACCAGUUACCUCCAUGUGAAAAUGGCAAGGGGGAGAGAAAAUGUACAUUUCUCCUCAGAUUGCAGUUCAACUCUGAAAAAUGAUUGUGGGUAAACAGUUAUCCAAGUAGCUCAGGGGUCAGAUCUAAAAUCUGAAAAUGAAAUUCCUGUUGCAAGGUACACUUCUGAAUUUGAGAUAAUCUGAGUUCAGAUAUAUGCAAAUAUGGCACCUAAUUCAACAAAGCUUUUCAUAUAUACUCAUUCUUGUAGCCAACAUUUUUUUUACUGCUUUUUCCUCCUGUUAGUCCCAUCCAACAUAGCUGAGAGAGCAUGCUGAAUCUAUUUGAUGUAUUUUCAGGGUUGGCAGCUAGAAAAAACCUCUUCACCUAUGCACUGAGAACCUCUGAUAGGGAAAUAAAGAUGCAGCUAGAAUUCCAUGAUGCUACUUCAAGUCACUUCUCAGAUAAGAACCCCAACUUUAUAGUAAACCUUAGAUUUUAGGCAGUGUCCAGGUAACUGGCCAUGUAUUUCAGGUCUUUUUAACUAAAACAGCAACCUACUUCAACGUGGAAACAAAUACAUGAAAUCCAUCUCAUCGUUGGGCAAAAGUCUUAUGAGUCUAGUGCCUAAAGGACAGAAUGUCAAGAUUCUUGCCUUAUAACCUUGGGGCUUAGUUUAUUUUCCAGUAAUAAGUGGUAGGAGCAUUGAAUCACCUCAUACCAGAAUAUUGAUUACCCAUAUGAUUUUAGGUUAUAAAAGGGUAUUUGGAUGCCAUUAAAAGUAACUACUAGUUUCCUGGUUAACAGGGAGCUAAAAAUGAGACACCAGUAACUGCAGUACUUCCUGCACAUGUAAAAGUUUCAGGUAACUCUUAAGUCCCUAAGAGGUGUAUUAAGAUUGUGAACAAGUGUUUGAAUACUUCAUAGUACUAGACUUGGUACAUUGGGUUGGAGACACUUUUUUCCCCCCAGGUAACUAUAUUGUACUACUGUGAAAUACUGGCCAAUAUCACUAUUUUUAACCCAAAUGGAUAUGUGAAAAUAUCUUUGUUUACAAUAAUUUGAAGCAGAAAAUGUGGUGUGUUAUACUCAGUGUGGAUUUAUAAAAAUUACAUUAUUAAUAAAAUAAGUGGAAACA
Molecule: messenger RNA, 3225 nt
Organism: Gopherus flavomarginatus (Mexican gopher tortoise)
Lineage: Eukaryota; Metazoa; Chordata; Testudines; Testudinidae
Gene: TMEM38B
Product: transmembrane protein 38B
Exons: 7
Coding region: 51-818 (255 amino acids)
Biological process (GO): potassium ion transmembrane transport
Cellular component (GO): membrane
Molecular function (GO): identical protein binding; potassium channel activity
Source: RefSeq, a predicted model, not a curated record